Brassica napus (rape) is the source of this 3305-nucleotide messenger RNA. RefSeq names its product scarecrow-like protein 31. Gene Ontology annotation, biological process: regulation of DNA-templated transcription. The record is from RefSeq and is a predicted model, not a curated record. Gene Ontology annotation, cellular component: nucleus. Gene Ontology annotation, molecular function: DNA-binding transcription factor activity; sequence-specific DNA binding. Bases 1046 to 3118 code for a protein of 690 amino acids. NCBI's taxonomy places the organism in Eukaryota, Viridiplantae, Streptophyta, Magnoliopsida, Brassicales, Brassicaceae. The transcript has a single exon.
UUAGCUCUCUCAUAAAAAAAAAAGUUAGUCUUGAAGUACUAACUCACAUUAUACAACUCAAACAUGACACCCACUCAAUUUUGAUAGAGUAUUUUCUUGAAGUACUAGUCAAAUAUAUUAGAUAGUGAGAAUCUCACAAAUCACAAUAAUAUUAUGUGAGAAUGACAUUGUGACAUCAGAUCCGGAGUUUAUGUGCCUUUAUUAAUUGUCGUGGGUCUAUAUAAUAGUUUUCUUGUCACGUUAUCACUUAAUGUUUUCAAACUUCAUUAGCUUGUACUUUAUAAAUAUACAGUACUUAUCAGUAAUAUUUUAAAUAAUUCGUAUUGGUCAAAUAAUCAACACCACCUAUCAGGAAUCUUCAUAAAUCUUGCUCGCCAAGUUUUGCAGUUCAAACUUGUUUUUGUCAACUACAUAUGAUACUUUUCGAAACAAUUACUAAAUUAAUAUCAUAUUAAUUAUUGAUUUGACUUUCAUCAAAAUGAAAUCAAAACGGAAUUGAUCAAGUACAUCUACAUAGUACAUACUAUGUAAAAAUUAUUUAACAUAUGCAUGAUCACAAAAGUUAAUGCGAUGAACGAAAUUAAGAGGAUACAGAAUAAAAUUUUCAACACCACUUGUCAUAAAAGAUGAUAAACUUUUUGUAUUAAACCAGGCCCACGCAAAUUAAAAGACAGGUCAAAAAGGAGCCGACAAAUAGAGUUUUGACUUCUGACUCAUCAUCGGACCAAUCGCAAACUGGUCUUGUCCCCCUCGCGUUUCCCGGGAAGCUUCCUCCUCUCUCUCUCUAUAUCAUCUCGGUUCUCUUACUUUCUUGCUGUUGCUCUCACGCAUAUCAAUAUCCAAUCACACCUUCACGUUUCCAUAUUUGAUCUAAAAAGUCCAUUUUACUUUUCCCACUUCUUCUUUUUCUUCUUUUUCAGAUGUAAGCAAAUAUUAUUGUUCCAAGUUCUCACCUUCUUCAGAUUCCGUUGCUGAAUCUAUUUGUACUUCUUCUCUUUAUAUUCUUUGGAGUGUGUUUUUUUUUUCCAAUCGAGGAGACUUAUUGAUGAUGGAAUCGAACUUCUAUAGAAUAGUCAACGGUCACGAGUAUUACGAUGUAAGUUUCUUACCAAACCAGAUUCCUGAUCUGGGAUUCGGUGUUCCUUCAUCCAGCGACUUCGAUCUCCGCUUAGAUCAUCAUCAUCAUCAUCAACAACCUUCAUAUUGGAUUCCAUCAACACAACAAGAUCAAGACUCUCCUCCAGGUGCUGAUGAGAUCGAUUCAGAAAACACUCUUUUAAAAUAUGUAAACCAGCUCCUUAUGGAAGAGACUCUUUCUGAGAACCAGUCUAUGUCCUAUGAUGAUGCUUUGGCUCUACGCCAAACCGAAGAGAUGUUACAGCAAGUCAUCAACGACUCACUAGCUCAAUCUUCUAAUUCGAUUACUAGUAGUACUAGUAGUGGUAGUAGUAGUGGUGGUGAGUAUUUGAACAGCAACAGCAACUCUUGUGUCCGGAUCGAGACAGAAGCUAACUCUACUGAGAGCGAGGCGUUGUCUGAUGAUCAUCCUCAUCAUAUUCUUGGAUCAAACAUGUUGAGUGGAUACGGACAGCCGGCGAAUGAGAUACUCGUCAGGAGUAUGUUUAGUGAUGCAGAUUCAGUUAACCAGUUCAAGAGAGGCCUCGAGGAAGCUAGCAAGUUUCUUCCCAACACCGAUCAAUGGAUCUUCAACCCACAACAUGAAGUCAUCUCCGUGAAAGACGAAAAGGGUUUCUCGAGAGUCAGAAAACAUCAUCAUCAGGAGCCUGAAGAGGAAGAAGCUAGGAGGAGUAAACAAUCUGCAGUUAACGUAGACGACGGUAACAUAUCAGAGCUGUUUGAUAAAGUUUUGCUUCUUGAUAACCAAUUGGAUCCACAGAUCAAAGAAGAAACCAAUAACGUGUCAAGCAAGAAAGAAGGAGGACGCGGUAAGAAGAAGAGCAAAGCUGUUGAUUUCCGCACGCUUCUCACUCUAUGCGCACAAUCCAUCUCAUCAGGAGACAAGCUCGCAGCCGAUGAUUUGCUAAACCAGAUAAAGAAACAAUGCUCACCUCUCGGCGAUGCAUCGCAAAGACUAGCUUACUUCUUCACCAAGGCACUCGAGGCGCGUCUUCAAGGAAGCAGCGGAGUAAUGAUACAGAGCUACUACGAUUCCAUAACGUCAAAGAAACGAACAGCUGCGCAGAUUCUUAAGACUUAUAAAGCCUUUUUGUCUGCUUCUCCCUUCAUGACUUUGAUCUAUUUUUUUUCAAAUAAGAUGAUUCUUGACGCUUCCAAAGAUGCUUCUGUGCUUCAUAUAAUAGACUUUGGGAUACUCUACGGUUUCCAGUGGCCUAUGUUUAUACAGUACAUAUCGAAAAGCAAGAUCGGUCCGAGGAAGCUGAGGAUAACCGGUGUGGAGCUUCCUCAAAACGGGUUUCGUCCCACGGAGAAGAUAGAGGAUACCGGUAGGAGAUUGAGAGAGUAUUGCAAACGGUUUGGUGUUCCUUUUGAAUACAAUGCGAUAGCGUCUAAGAACUGGGAGACAAUCCGCUUGGAGGAGUUCAAGAUCCGACCAAACGAAGUUCUUGCGGUCAACUCGGUGCUCCGGCUCAAGAACCUAAGAGACGUGACUCCAGGGGAAGAGGAUUGUCCGAGAGACGGGUUCUUGAAACUGAUCAGAGACAUGAAACCUGACGUUUUCCUCAGCUCGACGAUCAAUGGAUCUUUCAACGCUCCUUUCUUUGCCACGCGGUUUAAAGAAGCUUUGUUUCAUUACUCGUCGCUCUUUGACAUGUUCGGUUCGACACUGUCCAAGGAGAACCCGGAGAGGAUGCAUUUCGAAGGGGAGUUUUUCGGGAGGGAAGUGAUGAAUGUGAUUGCUUGUGAAGGAGUUGAUAGGGUGGAGAGGCCUGAGACUUACAAGCAGUGGCAAGUGAGGAUGAUGAGGGCUGGGUUUAAGCAGAAGCCUGUGGAGACAGAGCUUGUGGAGUCGUUUAGGGAGAAGAUGAAGAGGUGGGGUUACCAUAAAGACUUUGUGCUUGAUGAAGAUAGUAACUGGUUCUUGCAAGGUUGGAAAGGUCGCAUCUUAUUCUCUUCUUCUUGUUGGGUCCCUUCUUAGCUUGUGUCACAUUUCAAAUUUAUUUUUCAUGUAUAAACAUUUUGUUUCUCUUACUUCGUUUUCUUUUGCUUAAUUUUCUAUGUGACAUUCUAUGUAUUUAUCUUGAAAGCUAAAAGAGGUUGACUAACCCUUUAGUAGAGAGAUGGAACCUCAGUGUUCAAGAAAUUAACCAUGGGUUUUGUUCGUA